AUGACUACUGUUCAAUGGGUUUACGCUAAUGGCUCUGCUUGGGUCGCUCUCGACGCCGACGCUCAAAGACAUAUCGAAAGUUUAUGGUCACACAACGCUUCUAGCUGGAUCCAGUCUCAAAUCUUCCAUAGUCCUGUCUAUGUAGACAUUGACCAAAUGUCUCUCAUGUGUAAUGGAAUGUCCUAUACUAUUGCUCGCCGUAGAGCAUAGGCAACCAUUAUCUCCUCUUACAUCUUUUUUCUCUUCUUUUUUUUUCAUACUUGAUUGUACAUUUUCUAAUCCACAC
Messenger RNA from Mucor mucedo, 286 nucleotides. RefSeq lists its product as uncharacterized. Bases 1 to 210 code for a protein of 69 amino acids. The transcript has a single exon. The record is from RefSeq and is a predicted model, not a curated record. NCBI's taxonomy places the organism in Eukaryota, Fungi, Mucoromycota, Mucoromycetes, Mucorales, Mucoraceae.